Messenger RNA from Spirodela intermedia, 2717 nucleotides. The record is from the annotation of a GenBank genome assembly. Lineage: Eukaryota; Viridiplantae; Streptophyta; Magnoliopsida; Alismatales; Araceae.
AUGGGCCUUAGAUGCUUGAAGAUAAGGAGAUGGUCCGGAAUUGGGGUGAUAGCGUGCCUCUUCGUUUUCCUUGUUCUGAGGUAUGCUGCUGUGGAUAAUCCCCUCGCAGAGGUGCUGAUAUCAAACCCUCUCUUCCGCAAUGCGUCGGAUUAUCUACACUGGAGGAGUGAGACUGGACUGCCGGCUGUGCAAAAUCCGGAAACAGGCUCUCAACUGAUUUCAACCCAGAAAAUAGUCUUCUCUUUGUUCAGGAAGCAGAAUUUUUCGGAGGAGGAGCAGCGGUCGUUGCAGACAUGGAGCCGCUUCAGACACUUCGUUGACCAUCCUGGAGGCCUGCCCAAUGCCAUGGAGGCCAUCAAGGAAGCUACUUCUACAUGGGGAAACCUGGUGCAUGAGGUCCUCAAGAAAAAGCGACUGGAAGCCGCCAAUGGAACCCAGAAGUCGAGGGAGAAGCAGUGCCCAUAUUCCAUCAGAAGAAUGGAUGUCUGGGCAGUCAAUGGCAGUUCGUUCAAGCUGAAGAUCCCCUGCGGCCUGGUUCAGGGCUCUUCUAUUACUGUUAUCGGCACACCUACUGGCCUUCUAGGUGAUUUUAGGAUCGACUUGAUGGGCGCCACACUUCCAGGCGACCCGGAGCCCCCGAUUGUCCUGCAUUGCAACGUCCGUCUCAUGGGCGACAAGGCCACCGAUGAUCCUGUAAUCGUUCAGAACUCAUGGACUCCAGCCAACGACUGGGGCCCCGAGGAACGCUGCCCUUCUCCCACUCCUGAUGACAAGAAAGGUACCGGUCCAUCCCCGCUUCCCCGUUUUGUCCGUCUUCCAAGAAAAACCAGUUCUUGAUGGCGCUUCUUUCCAUCCGAAUAUGUAUAUCCCCAUGAAUUAUAGCCCACUGACAUUUGAGUCUCUUCUGGCUUUCGGGCUCUAUCUGUCGGUCUCUUCUGCACCCUUUCCAGUGGAUAAUCUAGACAAGUGCAGUCAAGUGGUGGGCAAAGAUGAGAUGCCGGUGCCCACGCCGAGGAAAGCUUCUGAAGCUUCGAGGGCGUUCUCUGCUUCCAGCGAACUGCCCAAGCGCGGACCUUUCUUUCCGUUCAGACAGGGACAUCUGGCAAUCACCACUCUGCGAGUCGGGGCGGAGGGAAUCCAGAUGACUGUUGAUGGGAAGCACAUAACUUCAUUUGCUUACCGCGAGGUAUCUGCAUCUCAACCACCCAGACCAUAUUCUUCACUGGUUCACACAUCUUCUGGUUCGACCCGUGGGAGAGGUUGGCUUGGCAUGACUGCUGGAUUGGCGGCUGACGCUCUUUGUGGUGACAGAGCUUGGAGCCCUGGCUUGUGAGCGAGGUGCGGAUCUCGGGAGAUUUCAAGGCAAUAUCUGUUCUGUCCGUUGGUCUUCCGACGUCGGAGGAUCUGGAGCAUGUCGCGGACUUUAAGAUUCUCAGAUCCCCCCCUCUGCCCCUUCGUAAGCCACUGAGCCUGUUCAUCGGCGUGGUUUCCACAGCGAACAACUUCAAACGCAGGAUGGCCGUCAGGAGAUCGUGGAUGCAGUUUGAUGCGGUGAAAUCUGGAAGAGUUGCAGUCCGGUUCUUUGUUGGCCUGGUGAGCCUCCUCUGGCCCUUUCUCGCUCUUCUUUUCUCCUGCGCUCUGCAAGAAACUGUUUCUUCUCCGGGUGUUUCUGACUGCUCUGGCAAAACAAUUUGGGUCCCCUGGGCAGCACAAGAACCAGAUGGUGAAUGAGGAGCUCUGGAGCGAAGCCCGUGCGUAUGGGGACGUCCAGCUCAUGCCGUUUGUGGAUUAUUAUUCACUCAUCACCUGGAAGUCCAUAGCCAUCUGCAUCUUCGGGGUCUGCACAUUUCUUGAGGCUGCCCGUGUUUCUUCCCAUCCACCCCCCCGCCGUCCUCCGUUGACUUGGGUGGAAGCCCGAGUAACUCACUCCUGGCCUGCUUUGCUUCGACAGACCGAAGUUGUGGCCGCCAAGUUCGUCAUGAAAGCAGAUGACGAUUCCUUUGUGCGCGUGGAUGAGAUCCUGAGCUCGUUGCACCAGGGGAAUGUGACCCGUGGGCUUCUGUUCGGCAGUGUCGACUCGGAUUCUCGGCCGCAAAGGAGCGCCGAUAGCAAAUGGUACAUAACCCACGAGGUAGAGCUCCAACAUGCCUGAUAAAGUUGACUUUUUUCUCGUUUUUUUUUUUUUUCAUUCUGCUCUUGUAUAAUCUUCACGCCGCCGUCGCUCUUUGAAAUGAAUGAAGGAAUGGCCGGAAGAAAAAUACCCUCCAUGGGCGCACGGCCCUGGCUACGUGGUCUCCAAGGACGUCGCGGAGUACGUCCACCGCGGCCACCGGAGCGGUCAACUCAAGGUAAAGAUGAAGACCCCUCCCCCCCCCCUCACCCGGUUAACCACGGUGGCGGACAAAUAUGGACGAUCGCUCCACCGAAUUGGCCGCCUGGUUUUUAUCUGCCUAUUUCGUUCCACCCAACUAACUCCCUGGUUUUUUGCCUGCCGAUUUCGCCAGAUGUUCAAGCUGGAGGACGUCGCGAUGGGGAUAUGGGUCUCUGAGAUGCAGAAGGAAGGUGCCGCCAUCCGGUACGUGAAUGAUGAUAGGAUCUACAGCGGGGGGUGCGAGCCCGACUACAUUGUGGCACACUACCAGGGGCCGAGAGACAUGCUGUGCCUGUGGCAGAGGCUGCAAGAGACUCGCCUCCCAACGUGCUGUGGCGAGCGGUGA